GCGGAAACACUCACAUGUCCCUUUAGCAUCGACACGGCUGUGUGUUGAGCAGAGAGAGAGAGCGAUCAAACGCAUGUGAUGACGAGGAGAAUCACAGGAAUAGAUGGACACCCCCAUCUCUGUGUGCGAUUGACGACACAAUGCUUGUUCUGCACACACCUCUGAGAAACACUCACUCUCUCUCUCUCUCUCUCUCCCUCCCCUUCUGUCCCCCUCUCUCUCUCUCUCGGUCUCUGAAGGAGUAAUGGAGCGGAUCAGCAUGUAGACAGCAUCCGACUGGAAGCAGGUAGAAUGGGAAAGCACGUAUGGAGAGCCGCCGGUCUGCAGCCCUGGUGAAUGUCCUCGGGACCGGGAUCUUUCCGAUGGCUGUCGCGUCCCAGUUCGCAUAACGCAGAGGAUCUUCAAUUGCAGACAGCGGACCGGAUCUGUUUUUUCCUCAUCCUUCUUCUCUCUUACCUUCUAUUCUCUCGUGCAUUUUUUUUUUUGUUGUUGUUUAUAGACACCUGUUCUCCAGCCACAGAUGGGACUCCUCUGACCGUGUGUCUCAUUUCAAUCUCAAUCCGUUUUUAAGAAAAGCAAUACUCAGCCAUCAUGGGGGACUUGACGAAUAGCGAUUUUUACACCAAGAACCAAAGAAGCGACAGCAACCAUGCGUCGGGGUUUGGCUGCUCUCUCAUGGAGCUGCGUACCCUCAUGGAGCUCCGAGGAACCGAGGCGGUGGUCAAAAUACAGGAGGACUAUGGAGGCGUCGAGGGAAUGUGCCAGAGGCUGAAAACCUCACCGACAGAGGGUCUGACUGGAGACGCCACAGAUCUAGAUAAAAGAAAAGAAGUCUUCGGGCAAAAUCUUAUACCUCCAAAGAAGCCAAAAACUUUUUUACAGUUAGUGUGGGAAGCAUUGCAAGACGUGACCCUCAUCAUCCUCGAGAUCGCAGCCAUGAUCUCCCUGGGUCUGUCGUUCUAUCAGCCGCCUGGAGAGGGCAGCGAGUCGUGUGGGACCGCGGCCGCGGGAGCCGAGGACGAGGGCGAGGCCGAGGCCGGCUGGAUCGAGGGAGCUGCGAUCUUACUCUCAGUGGUGUGUGUUGUUCUGGUCACGGCCUUCAACGACUGGAGCAAAGAGAAGCAGUUCAGGGGUUUACAGAGCCGCAUCGAGCAGGAGCAGAAGUUCCAGGUGGUGCGAGGAGGCCAGGUCAUACAACUCCCCGUUUCAGAUAUUGUCGUUGGUGAUAUCGCACAGAUCAAAUAUGGCGACCUGCUCCCGGCGGACGGGGUCUUGAUACAAGGCAACGAUCUGAAGAUCGAUGAGAGUUCUCUGACGGGAGAAUCCGACCAUGUGCGCAAAUCUGCAGAUAAAGACCCCAUGCUUCUCUCUGGCACGCAUGUGAUGGAGGGCUCGGGUCGGAUGGUGGUCAUGGCUGUCGGGGUGAACUCUCAGACCGGGAUCAUCUUCACUUUACUCGGUGCUGGCGGAGAGGAGGAGGAAAAAAAAGAGAAGAAAGGUCAGGCUCUGGAGGACGGCCAUCAGCUGGCAGACUGCUCGCAUCCCUCCUCACACCCCAUCGCGACUAUAGCUACCGAUGGUGCGGCAAGCGCAAAUGCCCCUGGUAAUACCAGCCUAGUCAAUGGUAAAAUGCAGGAUGGAAAUAUGGAGAACAACCAGACCAAAGUGAAAAAGCAAGAUGGCGCUGCUGCGAUGGAGAUGCAGCCCUUGAAGAGCGCAGAGGGAGGAGAAACCGAUGAAAAGGAGAAGAAGAAAGCCAACGUCUCCAAGAAAGAGAAAUCCGUUCUGCAAGGAAAACUGACAAAGCUGGCUGUGCAAAUCGGCAAAGCAGGUUUGGUAAUGUCUGCCAUUACAGUCAUCAUCCUGGUGCUUUACUUCGCAAUCGAUAACUUUGUGCUUCAGAAGAGGCCGUGGCUGCCGGAGUGCACUCCAGUCUACAUUCAGUAUUUUGUCAAAUUCUUUAUUAUUGGUGUAACUGUCCUGGUGGUCGCGGUUCCCGAAGGCCUUCCGCUUGCUGUUACCAUUUCUCUGGCCUACUCUGUGAAGAAAAUGAUGAAGGAUAACAAUUUGGUCCGCCAUCUGGACGCUUGCGAGACCAUGGGCAAUGCCACGGCGAUCUGCUCAGACAAGACUGGGACGCUGACCACCAACCGCAUGACAGCAGUGCAAUGCUUUGUGGGGGAUUUCCAUUACAAGACGAUACCAGAGCCCAGCUCCAUCCCAGCCAAAACCCUGGAGAUACUGGUCAAUGCUAUAGCCCUCAACAGCGCCUACACUACUAAAAUACUGCCUGCAGAUAAAGAGGGAGGUCUUCCCAAACAAGUGGGCAACAAAACCGAGUGUGGCCUUCUGGGACUGGUUCUGGACCUGAAGCGAGACUACCAGACCGUCCGCAACCAGAUCCCCGAGGAGAAACUCUACAAGGUUUACACGUUCAACUCAUCGAGGAAAUCCAUGAGCACCGUCAUCAAGCUUCCCGACGGAAACUUCAGGAUGUACAGCAAAGGAGCGUCUGAAAUCAUCCUUAAAAAGUGCGCUCUCAUUCUGAACGAUGUUGGAGAAACACGCGUGUUCAGGCCGAGGGACAGGGACGAGAUGGUGAAGAAAAUCAUCGAACCCAUGGCGUGUGAUGGACUCAGGACCAUCUGUGUGGCCUAUCGAGACUUCUCUGGAAACCCCGAGCCCAACUGGGAGGACGAGAACAACAUCCUGACCGACCUGACCGCUAUAUGUGUUGUUGGUAUUGAGGAUCCUGUCAGACCUGAGGUGCCCGACGCCAUCCUGAAAUGCCAGCGUGCUGGAAUCACUGUGCGUAUGGUGACAGGUGACAACAUCAAUACGGCACGAGCGAUCGCUAUUAAAUGUGGCAUCAUCCAGCCCGGAGAAGACUUUCUGUGUAUCGACGGGAAAGAGUUCAACAGGAGGAUCAGGAACGAGAAGGGAGAGGUUGAGCAGGAACGGAUCGAUAAAGUCUGGCCGAAACUGCGAGUGCUUGCCAGAUCCUCACCGACGGACAAACACACACUAGUCAAAGGUAUUAUCGACAGCACUCUGGUGGAUCAGCGGCAGGUCGUCGCUGUCACCGGCGAUGGAACAAACGACGGGCCGGCUCUGAAGAAGGCAGACGUCGGGUUUGCCAUGGGAAUCGCAGGCACAGAUGUGGCCAAAGAGGCGUCCGACAUCAUCCUGACCGACGAUAACUUCUCCAGCAUCGUGAAGGCCGUGAUGUGGGGACGUAACGUUUACGACAGCAUCUCCAAGUUCCUCCAGUUCCAGCUCACCGUGAACGUGGUGGCCGUGAUCGUGGCCUUCACCGGAGCCUGUAUCACACAGGAUUCUCCUCUGAAAGCAGUGCAGAUGUUGUGGGUAAACCUGAUCAUGGACACGUUCGCAUCUCUGGCUUUGGCCACCGAACCGCCCACUGAGUCUCUGUUGAUGAGGAAACCCUACGGCCGGAACAAACCCCUGAUCUCCAGUACCAUGACCAAGAACAUACUGGGCCACGGUGUGUACCAGCUCACCAUCAUCUUCACGCUGCUGUUUGCAGGUGAGCAGAUCUUUGACAUCGACAGCGGCAGACACGCGCCGCUUCAUUCUCCUCCCUCUGAGCACUACACCAUCAUAUUCAACACCUUCGUCAUGAUGCAGCUCUUCAACGAGAUCAACGCCCGCAAGAUCCACGGAGAGAGAAACGUGUUUGAAGGAAUUUUUAGAAAUCCCAUCUUCUGCUCCAUUGUAAUCGGCACUUUCGCCAUUUCAGGUAACAACAUUGUAAUUAUUCAGUUUGGAGGAAAGCCGUUCAGUUGUUCUCCUCUGGACCUGGAGAAGUGGAUGUGGUGUGUUUUCCUUGGGCUGGGAGAGCUGGUCUGGGGACAGGUUAUAUCAACUAUCCCGAACAGCAAGCUGAGGUUCCUCAAAGGAGCUGGUCGUCUGACUCAGAAGCAUGAGAUGACGGCCGAGGAGGAGAUGAACGAGGACCAGGAGGAGAUCGAUUACACAGAGAGAGAGUUACGACGAGGACAGAUCCUCUGGUUCAGAGGCCUCAACAGAAUCCAGACACAGAUCGAGGUAGUGAACACCUUCAAGAGCGGGACUUCAGUUCAGGGGGCUUUGAGACGCCAGUCCUCCACCACCAGUCAAAAUCAGGAUAUACGUGUUGUGAACGCAUUUCGUAGCUCGCUCUACGAAGGCUUGGAAAAACCCGACUCCAGAACCUCCAUCCACAAUUUCAUGACUCAUCCGGAGUUUAGAAUAGAGGACUCCACACCUCACAUUCCUCUUAUAGACGACAUCGACAUUGACGAGGCGGCGAGGAAGAACUCCAGCCCGCCCACGUCUCCCAACAAGAACAACAACGCCAUCGAUAGCGGUAUAAACCUGACAACCGACACGAGUAAAUCUGCUGCUUCCUCCAGUCCCGGGAGCCCGCUUCAUAGUCUGGAGACAUCGCUUUAGCCAUGAGAUCAUCUCCACAGUCAUCUUAAACUCUACGUUUAGAAGCACUCCGGAGCGCAUGCGAACUGUCGACCGAAGGCGUGGUCGCGCCACUUUCUUUUUUUUUUCCUUUUGAACGUACGACUCGGAUGAUCGCGGAGUGACUCGAGAAACUAUACAAGAAACCACGAGCGCAGACACGGCGCUCCCAUUUCCUGAGGAAACGACAGACUAUUACGAGUAAUUUAAAUCAAAUUCAGCUAUUAUCGUUGCUCCUGCAUGAAUGUACAUUACCCAGGUUUUUAUUCGGAAACCUUUAUUUUUAUUUAAACGGUUUGAUUUGAUUUGGUGGGACGUGCGGUGGACUGCUAUUUUACGACAGCUUAUCUGAUUCACUGACCUGUGAGUAUUGUGUGUGGCAUGUAUCUAAUUGUAUAGAUUUAUUUGGUUAUUGAUUAAGGUGUAUCCAGGUCGCAGGGCUCAACUUGCACAGUAGAUUUGCACCUGUCGGAAAAGAGAAACCCAUGGAAAUUAGAAUUUAUUAAGCGUACAUAUAUAUUUAUAGACACAUUAUAAAUAUAUAUUUACAGAGUUUAUCUUUAUUUGUUGGCAUGUUGCCUUGUUCUGCUUCAAUAACUACUUUAACUUAUUUAUGUCCUAAAGAGAAUGUAAUUUGUUUACAAAAACUUGUAGAUACGUCCUGGUUUCUUUGUAGGGUUCAAAACCACGCAGCAGACGUAGUUGGGACAGCUCACAUUGUUCAGUACUCUAGGUGUUUUAUUACCAAUUGUGCGCUGGACUUGCCUGCUAUUUUGUCAAAAAAAAAUUAAAAAAUGUAGAUAUUUUUAGAGGAUAACAAAAGAAACCAAAAUAUAGUGGGAUAUAUCAUUAACGUGGCAUCGUAGUAUUAAAGUCGAGUGUCGGGAUCGACGGCUCUGAUCGGCCCCCGAGAAAAUCCAAUCGGUUCUGCUGGAUUUGAAGGUUUCGUCGAAGUCAACGCUUGCAAUGAACUUGUGGUCAGCCUCAAACGUGGGCAUAUAUAUAUAUAUAAAUAUAUAUCAGGUUGGGUUUAAAUAUCUUCUUUAGAAGUAUAUACUGUUUAACAUAAAAAUAGUUUCAGUUCCGUGUGACCAUCGAAAGCUGCGAUGGCUUUUUAUGUUGGAAACGUGUAAACUAAGUUAUAUUUGGCAUCUCUGUAUGAAAAUCAAAAUUGUGUUCAAAUAUUGUGAUCUAUUGUGUUGAUUCUUCUUUUUUGACAUUUGAUUUGUAGAUUUCUUUUGGUUGAAGGAAACGAGCCCAGCUCCUGAGCUGACGACACUUUGAACAACUGAAAUAUGUAAUGUAACGAAACAAAACCAAUAAGGAAUGUUGCUUUUGACUCUUUUCUUAAAAGAAAGAGAAAAACCCAAACCAACACCGCAACAAAAAAAAAAUUACACACACACACACACACAUUUAUGAUCCUUUUCUGCACUAUCCGGAUAUGAAUGAAUUUCUGUGGUGUAAAUUUAGAUUUAGUGCUUCUGUGUUCAAAUCAAGCUUGUCUUCCUGCAGUCAGUAAAUAUACUCUAGCAUCUCAACAGUAUUCACUAGUCGUUAACUAUUUAUUGUACUCUAGAAUUAAAGGACGAAUGAGCGUCUACCAGAAGGCACACUUAUAAAGUCACCCAUGUAUUCAUUAAUAUUCUUUGCAAUUAUCAGAAAGGCAUGAUGUCAUACACGUAAUAUGCAACUCAUUUUUCGCCAAAUUUGGACUUUUUUUGUUGUUGUUGUUGUUGUUGUUGACAAUUUUCCUCAUCAAGAUGAGGUGCACAAGCUUUAACCGUUAGCUCAGGCAUACUCAAUGAGAGAACGUGUUUUUUUCCCUCCCAGAAAUCUUUAUCAUGUUAACGGGAUAGUUCCUACCCUAUCUCACGACCGAUUCGUACGAAUUCGUACGAAUGAUUCAAAAGUGGCUAAUUCGUACUAAUUCAUACGACCUCACUCGUACAAAUUUGUACGAUUUGUCUAAACCCACGUGACGGUUAUGUUUAGGGGCGGGGUCAGGGGUAGGUCAUUCGUACGAAUUCAUACGAAUUGGCUAAUUCGUAAAAUAUGUACGAUUUAGCUAAAUCGUACUAAUUCGUACGAGUAAGGUCGUACAAAUCGUUACGAAUUAGCCACCUCGUAAAAUUCGUACGAAUUCCCGUGAGAUCGGGUGGGAUAGUUCACCUAAAAAUUACAAUUCUGUCAUCAUUCGGUUCGUCCGCACGACUUCUGCACUACAGUCUUUUGAAGUCGAACCAUUCAGAAGAUUGAAACGAAGUCAUUUCGUCAUGAUACGACCUUUUCAAUUGUAAAGAUGACCUGUUUGCUUUUGGGUGAACUAUCCCUUUAACGUGUUUAAAAGCCUCAUUCACAGCCAUUCUCACAACUGUUGUACACUGACCAAAAGAAUCGCCUCUGACGCGUUGAAAGUUUGUCUGAAAUGUGUGUGGACUGCAAUGAUUGACUCCAGACGAGAUCUUUCACGGUAUGACUGGCCACUUCAGUUCAAUUCAGUUCAGUUUAGUUCUGCGCCCUGUGUUGACGGGCCGAAUAACGGAUGCAGUUUAAAAUGUUGAACCAAUAAAUCGGAAGGAUGACAGCAUUCUAAUAAUCACAAAUAAUAAUAUUUCUUGCAAUACAUCAGCUUCUAUGUACUGUACUUAGCAGCAUGCGUUUUGUGGAACAAAGAGCAUAUGACGCCACAGGUACUUUUGGCGCACUAGCAAUUUAUGGGUAAAUGAAAAGUGUUCAUCCAUCUUGUUUUUAUGAAUUUUAUAAUCUAUACAAUAAUUGUAAAUAAAAAACUCAAUGUCUUUGUUCAUUUAAUACUAUGCAAAAAGUCAAGCUUUCUGAUUGUUUCUCAUCUACCCUAGAGUGUGUUGCUGGAAUGUUUGUGGUCUCAAAGUCAGUAAAACAAACAAAAAAAAAUAUUGUGAUGUAAAUGAUUUUCUAGCCUGAGAACAUGAACUGACUCUUGUUGCUUCCCUGUCCAUACCACGAUUCCAGACGGGAGCGCAAGUGAUACAAAUGAAAUGGAAGA
Molecule: messenger RNA, 7501 nt
Organism: Pimephales promelas (fathead minnow)
Lineage: Eukaryota; Metazoa; Chordata; Actinopteri; Cypriniformes; Leuciscidae
Source: RefSeq, a predicted model, not a curated record